Molecule: messenger RNA, 1871 nt
Organism: Sinocyclocheilus rhinocerous
Lineage: Eukaryota; Metazoa; Chordata; Actinopteri; Cypriniformes; Cyprinidae
Product: prostaglandin reductase 1-like
Exons: 8
Coding region: 656-1651 (331 amino acids)
Biological process (GO): prostaglandin metabolic process
Cellular component (GO): cytoplasm
Molecular function (GO): 15-oxoprostaglandin 13-reductase [NAD(P)+] activity; 2-alkenal reductase [NAD(P)H] activity
Source: RefSeq, a predicted model, not a curated record
ACCAGAGUUCUUUUGGAAGCGGACCGAGACCACCACUUCAGCUGGGUCUCGGUACAGUUGUUUGGUGUGAUUGCUGUAUUCUCACCCUCCCAAAAGAUCCGCAGCAACUUGAGUUCGAUUCAAUCGAACCAGACAAGACAGGUGUGAAUACUUAAAUUCAUAAUAUUUGAAUGUCUGUGGUAUGAAAUUCACAACAAUCCUGAAAAUUGUAACAUUUAACAUUAAGAAUAAAUCUGCACUGGUUGUCAGAUAAACCCUGCAUACUGUACAGCUCCUGAGAUUGAGGACCCUUAGCCCUGCACAUUUUAUGACCUGAUUACAUCCACAAUGUGUGGUGCCAGGGUACCUGGGGUGAAACCUCCUCUCCUAGAAGAUUGUUUAUAACAUUAAGGACAAAUGUUUUGUUAUUAAUAUCUAAUGCAGAUAAUACAAUUUAAAUAUUGAAAGUCCAAGGUAAACAAUAUUCAUUGUGCAGGUGAGACAUACUGUACCUCACCCAUAAAUAUCAGUACAGAGGUUAUAUGAAUCUGCUACGUCAUUUAUGUCAAUAAAGAUGUUUUGUUAUGCAAGUGUUCAUUGUCAUCACUACAAUAAAAGCCAGUUUGAGCUCUUCCAGUUUGAAGAGCUCUGCCUGUGCAGCUUCUGACAUACAAUCAUGGUUAAGGCAAAGACGUGGAUCCUCUUUGAGGGCUUUCCUAAGGAAAAUAACUUUGAACUGAGAGAAGAAGUUCUGCCAGAGCUUCAAGAUGGAGACGUGCUUGUGGAGGCAGUCUAUUUAAGUGUUGAUCCAUAUAUGAGAUCUCUGAGUAAAAUGUGGAUAAAAGAGGGGGAUGUACAAUAUGGAACUCAGCUGGCAAAGGUAGUGAAGAGCAAGGACCCAGCAUUUCCUGAGGGAUGUUACGUGGUUGCUAAUUGUGGAUGGAGGACACACACUGUAACCAAAGCGAAGGGUCCAGCCGGGCCCAUCUUGGCCCGGAUAGUAUCCGAAUGGCCCAGUGAUAUUUCAAUGUCCCUGGCUCUUGGUUCCUUGGGGAUGCCUGGUUUAACUGCUCUGUAUGGUCUGGAAGAGGUAUGUAAGAUACAGCCCGGUGAGACGAUUCUGGUGAGCGCAGCUGCAGGUGCUGUAGGUGCGAUGGUGGAGCAAAUCUGCAAGAUCAAAGGUUGCAAGGUUGUGGGUUCAGCAGGAGGUGAUGACAAGGUGGCAUACCUAAAAGAGCUGGGCUUUGACCAGGCCUUCAACUACAAGACUGUCUCCUCACUAGAGGAAGCGCUGAAGAACGCUUCACCUGAAGGUUACGACUGCUACUUUGAGAAUGUGGGAGGUCCCUUCUUUACCGCAGCACUCAAAAACAUGAAGCCAGGAGGUCGUAUCGCUGUUUGCGGUGCAAUAGCCAAUUACAAUGACACAACACCACAGAUGUGUCCUUAUCCUCACCACGAAAUAAUUACACGGCAACUGAAGAUAGAAGGCUUUAUGGUGAGAUCUUGGCAACACAAAGAUGCAGAAUCUAUCAAGAGAAUGCUUAAAUGGAUGAAAGAGGGCAAACUGAAGGCAAAGGAAGUGGUCACUGUUGGCUUUGAGAACAUGCCAGCUGCCUUCAUAAGGAUGCUGAAGGGCGAUGGACUUGGGAAGGCUAUUGUUAAAGUCUGAAGCAUGCUUAGAAAUCCAUCUGUUGUGUUUUUACAUAAAAUACAAUAUGACACAUUUGGGUAACUUGAAUAUGUGUAGACAGAAAAACCUAGUGUAGUCUGUUUGUGUCUAAAGGUCCAGGGAACCAAAUGAAUCCCAUACUUGUCCACCAAGUUUGUUUUUUUCUCCCCCAAAUGUCACUAUUUUAACUGUCUUUCACUUCAAUAUGUUUACAAAUAAA